AGCUCCUACCCCAUCUGGGAGGACUUCAACUCCAAGGCCACGAAGCUGCAUUCCCAGCUGAGGACCACCGUGCUGGCUGCUGUGGCCUUCCUGGACGCCUUCCAGAAAGUGGCCGACAUGGCCACCAACACUCGAGGGGCCACACGGGACAUCGGCUCGGCGCUCACACGCAUGUGCAUGCGCCACCGCAGCAUAGAGACCAAGCUGCGACAGUUCACCAAUGCGCUGCUGGAGAGCCUCAUCAACCCGCUGCAGGAGCGCAUCGAGGACUGGAAGAAGUCGGCCAACCAACUGGACAAGGACCACGCGAAAGAGUACAAACGAGCCCGGCACGAGAUUAAGAAGAAGUCAUCAGACACGCUGAAGCUGCAGAAGAAAGCGCGGAAAGAGCUACUUGGGAAAGGAGACCUGCAGCCCCAGCUGGAUAGUGCCCUGCAGGACGUCAAUGACAUGUACCUCCUGCUGGAGGAGACGGAGAAGCAGGCGGUGCGCCGGGCCCUGAUCGAGGAGCGAGGCCGCUUCUGCACCUUCAUCACUUUCCUGCAGCCCGUGGUGAACGGCGAGCUGACCAUGCUGGGGGAGAUCACCCACCUGCAAGGCAUCAUUGACGACCUGGUGGUGUUGACUGCAGAACCCCACAAGCUGCCUCCCGCCAGUGAGCAGGUGAUCAAGGACCUGAAGGGCUCAGACUACAGCUGGUCUUACCAGACCCCGCCAUCAUCACCCAGCAGCUCCAGCUCCCGGAAAUCCAGCAUGUGCAGUGCCCCCAGCAGCAGUAGCGGUGCCAAGGGUGGCGGAGCCCCGUGGCCUGGGGGUGCCCAAACAUACUCACCCAGUUCCACCUGUCGCUACCGCAGCCUGGCGCAGCCAGCCACCGCCACCACCCGCCUCUCCAGCGUCUCCUCCCACGACUCUGGCUUCAUCUCCCAGGACGCCACCUACUCCAAGCCCCCCUCGCCCAUGCCUUCAGACAUCACCAGCCAGAAGUCCUCCAGCUCCGCGUCCUCCGAGGCCUCGGAAACAUGCCAGUCUGUUAGCGAGUGCAGCUCCCCCACCUCGGACUGGACCAAGGCUGGCCCCCACGAGCAGCCCUCAGGCGCCACGCUGCAGCGGAGGAAGGACCGAGUGGAGCUUCUCCGAGACAAUGAGCCAGGCCCCGCUAGUGGAGGCACCCUGGGCCCCAGUGGAGAAGAGGUGCCACGACCUCGGAUGUCCCCUGCCACCAUCGCAGCCAAGCAUGGCGAGGAGGUGUCCCCUGCGGCCAGCGACCUGGCCAUGGUGCUGACCCGCGGCCUGAGCCUGGAGCACCAGAAGAGCAGCAGGGAUUCGCUGCAGUACUCGAGCGGCUACAGCACGCAGACCACCACGCCCUCGUGCUCCGAGGACACCAUCCCCUCCCAAGGCUCCGACUAUGACUGCUACUCUGUGAAUGGGGACGCGGACAGCGAGGGCCCCCCUGAGUUUGACAAGUCGUCCACCAUCCCGCGCAACAGCAACAUCGCCCAGAACUACCGCCGCCUGAUCCAGACCAAGCGCCCAGCCUCCACCGCGGGGCUGCCCACCGCCGGGCUGCCCACCGCCGGGCUGCCCACCGCCACAGGCCUGCCCUCCGGCGCCCCACCUGGCGUGGCCACCAUCCGCCGCACACCCUCCACCAAGCCCACUGUACGCCGUGCCCUGUCUAGCGCCGGCCCCAUCCCCAUCCGGCCACCCAUCGUCCCUGUGAAGACACCCACGGUACCCGACUCCCCUGGCUACGUGGGACCCACGCGGGCAGGCAGCGAGGAGUGUGUCUUCUACACGGAUGAGGCCGCCUCGCCCCUGGCACCGGACCUCGCCAAGGCCUCCCCCAAGAGGCUCAGCCUGCCCAACACAGCCUGGGGCAGCCCGUCGCCGGAGGUGGCCGGCUACUCCACAGCGGGGGCAGGGCUGGCGGCUGAGGAUGACGAGGAGCAGCAGCUGGCCGCCAACCGGCACAGCCUGGUGGAGAAGCUUGGGGAGCUGGUGGCAGGUGCCCACGCCCUGGGCGAGGGCCAGUUCCCCUUCCCCACCGGCCUGUCUGCCACCCCAGCCGAGGAGACGCCUACCCCACCCCCUGCUGCCACCAGCGACCCCCCAGCCGAAGACAUGCUGGUGGCCAUUCGACGCGGGGUCCGGCUCCGCAGGACCGUCACCAAUGACAGGUCUGCGCCCCGCAUCUUAUGAUGGCGCCACCCUCCCCACCCUGUCUGGCCCCAGCACAAGCAGGUGGCCUGGUCUGUGAGCAGCAGCCACUCAGCACAGGCACAGUCAGGAGAAAGAACAGCGCCAGGGACAAAGCCAAGCCACUUUAUGGAAGAGACACCCAGGCUGGACCACAGCGUUUAACGGGAUGUGACUUCUUUAACAAACCUCGCAGGACAGGUGGAGCCUGCAGGCCUCGAACUGGUUUUGGAGCCUGUUUUCUACUUCCCUUGCCCACUCUGUCCCUCCUCUCAGGCCCUGCCUUUUCCAAACCCUCAGAGCCCAGCCUGCCUCGUGCCACCCUGGCCCACCUGGCCUGGGGUCCAGAGCUGCUCCCCAGGUCACGGUGCCCUGGCUCACUCUGGAAUGCCGGCCCUUCCUGUCCCUUCAUGAGCCCCCUACACCUCUCCCCUCUACCUCUGCCUCUUCCAGGUCCCUCUCCACCUGGGUGGCAGGGUGGCUGUGGAGGGGCCAGUGUCCAAUCAGCUGGGGUAUCUUAAUUUGUGGCUAGAAUUAGGGGAGCAGGUUGGAGUUUGGAGACCAGGCCAACCCAUGGGGAAGGGAGUCCAAGUGGAGUCACGGGGAGGAAGGACAUGGAGUGGGCCUGCAUGUGGAAGGCUCAGGGGACCCUCCCACCUCCUCUCCCAUGUGAGGGGUGGCAGGAAGGGGACCCACUAGGGCAGCAGGGAAAGGAAGGCAGAGGGCCAGGGGGUGGCCUGGCCAGCCACACAGGAGCUGCCUCAGAUAUCCCGCUCUCAUCUGGCACAUCAAGACUUUUGACUAGUGGCACUUUGGGGUCACAGUUGCAGCCUCCUUUGGGGUCGGGGGCUGGAGCAGUAGACGGUAUGGAGGGUUAUUUUAUAAAUAUAAUAAAUUGGAGCUGACCCCAGACAAGGAUUGUGUGGGGGGCGAGCUGGUGGUACAGGGUGUGUGUCUUCGAGUGCCUGAGAGGGGGAGGUCACAGGGUGGCCUGAUGGGCCUAUGGCAGGAGAAGGGCAGAAUCAACUCCCCUGAAGCGGGGGGAAGCUGUUCUCUCCAGUGUAGCCAAAAUGAGCCUGCAGAGGGCAGGGCCAGGGUGUCUCUGGGCCUGUCUGCUGGGGUUUGAGGGAGCUGCAGGCCUGGGGUGGGGGAGCAGGUGCAGGGUGAUGGGCUGUGACUCUCUGUUGCCAGCGGAGAUGUCCAGGAUGGGCCUGGGCUGGCAGCAGGGCUAGGCGGAGGAGUGGGGCACCCUCCUCUGUGAGGCCAGGUCUGAGUGGGUAAAAGCACGUGAGCCUAGGGCAAGUGGAGGGAAUCAGGGUGGACUGUGGGUGGUAAAGAGCAGCGGAGCCCCAAGGGGGGCAUCUCGCUGGGCGUCAGGAGAGCACUUUGCCUUGGUGUGGAUGGAAUGGUGUUGGGGCUGGUCCAGGCUUGAGCUCCUGGGAGUUCUUGGGCCGUGAACUGGGAUCUCAGCAGGGUUGACCCCGUGUGAGUGAGUCCCGCUGGGCUCCCUGGGGACUGCUGGAGAAGGGUCCCUGCAGGUCCCUCGAUCUGAGAACUGCCUGGCGGAGCCCAUGGCCCACCGAGCUCCCAGCCGUGGGAACCCAGAGAGCAGGUGAUGAGUGUGGGGUCCCUGGGGUGGAGUUCCUGCUGCACCUUCCCCGCUCAGGGCUGCGUCGGGUUUGCCCAGGUGACCUGAUGGGGUGGGAAGCAGCAUGUGUGAGGGGACAGUGAGGAGCAGCAGGAGGGCAGGCGUGGCCUCUGCGCCAGGAGUGUGACUGGUCACAGGGGUCCCUGGAGGAAGAGCUCACCGCCUCCUGGGGGCUCCCCAGGCCCUGAUGGGCAGUGGGGGCUGGGGCUUCCCAGGAGAAGGUGGGGGGCACUGCCUCCCCUCCCCUGAGCCCCCAGGGCUGUACAUACUCCGUCCCCUCGUCUGUUCCCUGGCCACCCCCUGCUUCCCUCGUCAUUUAGCGACCACCUCAUAGCGCCCCCCCCUUCCGGGAUCCGAGCCAACAAUCCCGCGUCAUAAACUUUGGUUUUGAGGGGGGGGAUUCUUUACAUUUGUUUAUUUUUCAUUUUGUACAGAGAACUGUUCUUUUCAAAAGCGUCUUUUGACUGCAGUAACUUUUCUGGUGCUGUUAACUUGUUCCUUUUUUUAAUUUAUUUUCCCUCCCCAAGGCCCCCCCUCACCCCGUUCCUGUUCACCCUUCCCCACACACACACCCCUUCAUCCCCCCCCCCCGAACCGUCUCGUUCCUUUUCUUUCCGUUGGCUUUUGGAUAAAUCCUCCUCUCCUCCUGCCCCCUCCACUCCAUCCGCCCCUUGAUUUAAAUAGUCACUGCUACAAGUAACAAAUGCACUGUGAGGAUCCAGUAUUAAUAAAGUCGUACUGUAAUUAACA
This is a messenger RNA of Ictidomys tridecemlineatus (thirteen-lined ground squirrel), 4600 nucleotides long. The record is from RefSeq and is a predicted model, not a curated record. NCBI's taxonomy places the organism in Eukaryota, Metazoa, Chordata, Mammalia, Rodentia, Sciuridae.